Messenger RNA from Erigeron canadensis, 1756 nucleotides. RefSeq names its product 7-deoxyloganetic acid glucosyl transferase-like. The record is from RefSeq and is a predicted model, not a curated record. Lineage: Eukaryota; Viridiplantae; Streptophyta; Magnoliopsida; Asterales; Asteraceae. Bases 94 to 1509 code for a protein of 471 amino acids. The transcript has 2 exons. Gene Ontology annotation, molecular function: UDP-glycosyltransferase activity.
AAAACCACACAUUUCAUAAUACUCACUUGGUCCUCUUGUUUCUUUUAAGAGGAAUAUUAACUUUACAAUAAUUCGUCGGUCCUUUACAAUUUCAUGGAUACAAAACCACCUUCUCCACCACACGUUGUUAUCUUCCCAUUUCCGGCCCAAGGCCAUGUUAACUCCAUGUUAAAGUUAACGGAGCUCCUUCUGGAAGCCAGUCUUAAUAUCACCUUCUUAAUAUCCGCCAAGGACCAUGACCGCCUGGCCCGUUUCACCACGGUCCAUUCUCAUCUCAACAGUUACUCGGGCCAUUUUCGGUUCCAUGUCAUUCAUGGGCUAUAUGAAGGCCCAAUGGUUACCGAGGAACAACAAAGUCUAAUUAUGGCUGAAUCUUUGCCAAAAGUAGUUGGACCAUUACUUAGAAACUUGCUUCUUGAUUCUCAAGUGACUUGUUUGAUAGCUGAUGGGUUUACGGAUUUCCCACUUGACGCUGCUCAAGGGACUGGAGUUCCGGUUAUUUCCUUUCGAACGAUUAGCGCUUGUGCGUUCUGGGCUUACUUUUCAGUCCCGGAGCUUAUAGAGUCUGGCGACCUCCCUAUUCAAGGUACAAACUUGGAUGAACGAAUAUUGAGUUUGAAAGGAAUGGAAGGAUUCCUUCGUCGACGUGAUCUUCCUAGCUUUUGUCGUUCCGAUAUAAAUAACAAAAUCUUCCAACAAAUAACCAGAAUAUCACGCAGGACCACGGAGGCACAUGCACUUUUGAUUAACACCUUCGAUGAUCUUGAAGGGCCUAUUAUCUCUCAAAUACAACAACAUUGCCCGAAUAUCUAUACGAUUGGACCACUUCAUGCUCAUUUGAAAGCCCGGACUUCAUCCAAAACAACAUCUUCAAAUAGUCUAUUUGAGGAAGAUAAGACAUGUAUUACUUGGCUUGAUCAAAAAGCACCAAAAUCGGUGUUGUAUGUUAGUUUUGGAAGCCUUGCGACCGUUACAAGAGAGCAACUUAUGGAGUUUUGGUAUGGUUUGGUCAAUAGCGGAAAGCUAUUCUUGUGGGUCAUCCGAGAGGAUCUGGUGCUAAAACAGGAUGAUGAGAAUAAGGUUCCGAUUGAGCUAGAGGAAGGUACUAAAGAAAGAGGUUAUAUGGUUGGAUGGGCUCCUCAAGAAGAAGUCUUAGCCCAUCCAGCUGUAGGUGCAUUUCUAACACAUAAUGGAUGGAACUCAACUUUGGAAAGUAUCGUUGAAGGAGUCCCAAUGAUCAGUUGGCCAUAUUUCGCAGAUCAACAAAUUAAUAGUAGAUUCGUGGAAGCAGUCUGGAAACUAGGUCUAGACAUGAAGGAUACAUGUGAUAGGACAAUAAUCGAGAAGACUAUAAAAGAAGUUAUGGAGGAGCGAAAGAUGGAGUUUAUAGAAUCUGCAAAUCGUAUGGCAAGAUUAGCAAAGGAAUCGAUAAAUGAAGGUGGGUCUUCUUAUGGUAAUUUGAAUCGUCUUGUUGAAGACAUUAAAAUGAUGGGUAUUGGAUCAAAAUAACCUCAAGUACUUCAAAUUUGUUGUAGAAGCUCAAGUUCUUCAAAUUCCUCGUAAUAGUUUAUUCCUAUCAUGUUUUUUUUUUUUUUACUCAUAUGAUAGAAUGCUUAUGCAGUUUAGACCAUCCAUAUGAUGUAUUACAAUAAAACCAUUAGAAAAAUUGAUAGUUUUAUUCGAGUAACCUAUAUUAACUCGUCUAUAACUUUCCUCAUUUAAUUCCUAAGAUGUGGCAUGUUACUCAUUGGAGUCA